Oppiella nova is the source of this 496-nucleotide messenger RNA. The record is from the annotation of a GenBank genome assembly. Lineage: Eukaryota; Metazoa; Arthropoda; Arachnida; Sarcoptiformes; Oppiidae.
UGAAAUAAAGAAUUGACUGAAUCUUAAAAGUGAAGACAAAGAUAUAAAUAGAAACUAAUGAAUGAAUACAUAGGAAGAGCUGAAAACGAAUUCCAUCGCCAGAAACAAACAGUUAUCGGACCUAAAAGAAGCCAAACUCGUCAGGAGUUCCAGCUUUAAUGAAGUCUCCAAUGUGUUCACGACAUAUGAACUCCAUCUUCAAAAGUUUGAAUACAAAAAGAUUUGCGAUCUCAAGAAAUUUUUCUUGGAAUUCAUAAAAAGUGAACUUUUAUUUCACGCCAAGACUAUUGAGAUGUUGACUGAAAGCUAUGGCCAUAUCAUGAAUAUCGACGCCGACAGAGAUUUGCAGCAAUUCUGCAAUUAUUUCAGUUUCACUCAAUUGGGUUCACCUAAAAGGGAUGACUCCAAGACCACAGUCGAUGACAAUAUGCAAACACAUCCGACAUUAAGACGAUUCAAUUCGGCGCCGAAUUUCAAUUCAACACUCGGAAAGUGA